GCAGGUUGCCAUUGGUUUGGGUACAGAACUGCACACACUAAAGACAGACGUUGUGAAUUCCCUUUUUUACUCAUUUCUUCCAGAGAAGAGUACGGAGGUUUGAUCCCGCGCCUCUUAUUUAAAAGGCAUGCUGACUGACCAUCUAACCUACUGUCUCAGCGGCAAUGAAACGUUAGUCGUCACACUAUUAUUGUUGUUCUGGUAGCCUGUUACGGCAUACGACCUUCAGUCUUACACUUGCAGGUUUUCCAGGCACCAAUUAUGGCUGUUCUUAUCCCAAAUUUCCAUAUAUAUAGAGAUGAUCUUGAAUUCCAGCAACGAAGAAGAAGAAAAAACGCGCGCCAUAUUCACGCAAGUAGUAAAAAGUUCGUAGAGCAAGUCAGUCUACCUCUCAUCCAAUCACAACUCACAGCUGGCAUCUACGUGAUAUGUUUAUUGAAAAUAACGAUCUUCACUGUCCUCCACUGGUAUUUUCCUGCAGAUACAUUGGCUCCAAUCUGGCAUAGCUAUGGUUGAUACAGAACCUGUUAUUAUGGGGAUUGAAUCAGCAACCUCUCUGAUAGAACAGCUUGGCAGGUCAUUCCAUGAACUAGAUUUUCACAAGGAUGUUGCUGGCAUUACAGUUCAGUGGAAGGAAAUUGAAGAACAUUUCUACAAUCUUGAGAGGAUGUUGAAGGAGAGAUCUGUUGAAUUAGAAGCAAAGGAAAAAGAAUUUAAGGAAAAGGAAUCUGUGAUCCAAUUAUUUCUUGCAGAGAGAGAAGUGGCCGUUGCUGCUAAAGAACAGGCUUCAGUUGAUCGGGUUCAGGCAAUAAAAGAAACUGCUGCUGAUGCCAUUGCAGAAGCAAGGGAAAAAGAAAACUUGUUUCUGGAGUCUGUCAAUGUUGCAGGCAACAGAGAAAGAAAAGAUAGUUUCGUGGAUCAUUCUGCUUUGUGCUCUCCCAGAAAAGGGAGGGAUGACUGUCACAUCAACUGUGCAUUAUCUUUGCAAGAACAAAGAGACGCUGAUAGAGUUCCUAAACAAAGUACUGAUGAAGUUUCAAAUGAUGGAAUUACACCAGGUACUGGUGCAGUUUCAUUCUGUUCAGGGGAUGCCACUAGAUUCCAAUAUGAGGAUUUUCUUAGAGAAUACAGUGGGCAAGGAACUCAACAAAAUGAUUGUAUAUGCUCAAAUAAGAUAGCUUCUGAAGUUAAAAAUGAUGUUGUUGGGAUAAAAGAAUUGGAUGCCCAUGCUAAUAAUCUGGUCAAAUGUCCAACUUUGUCAACUAAACCUAUCAAUGUAAAAACUGAAUGCUCCGAUGGUGACUUGCUAAGUCCAUACAAAGAUGAUAUAAAUUGCCAUGAUCAUGUUCCUAAACCAAAUGCUAUUGAUGUUUUUACUACAGUAGAUUCUGGUAAAGUACAAAAUGCUGGUGGCUGCAAGAAUGAAAAUUUGCCUAGUGACUGUAAUAGUCAAGGAGAUCAAGAUAAUUCCCUUAAAUGCUCAAAUAAGAUGAUCUCUGAAGCCAAUGCUCUUGUUGUUCGGAAAAAUGUAGAUUUCCAUGUUCGUAAUCUGCUUCCACAUCCAACUUUAUUAAAUUCUUCUGUCAAAGUUAAGGUUGAAUGUUCUGAUGAGCCCCUAACAAGUCAACAGACUCAACACAGAGAUUAUAUAAAUGGCUAUGCUGGAGGGCUUCCUGGAAAAGAUGAUGCUGAAGUUCCAAAAAGUGGAACUAUGGUGGAUUCUGGAAUAGUUGCUAAAUAUUCCCAAAAUGCAAAUGGUUAUCAAUAUGAAGAUCUGCCUGGGAAUUGCAAUAUCCAAGGAACAUGGGCAAAUGAUUAUUUUUGCUCACGUAGGGUGACUGCACCUGUAGUUAGAGGCAGUGCUUUUGAGCCUGAAAAAAUGAACUUCCAUGCUCAUAAUCUGCCCCAGAAUCUCCCUUUAUCAACCUUUCCUGUCAAAGUAAAAGUUGAAUAUCCUGAUAACUUUGGAGAAUAUCCCUUUGGGGAUGGCAUAAAUUUCUAUGCUGGUAGAAUUCUUGAAGUUAACACUGCUGAAGUUCCAAUAAAUAAAGAUACAAUAGACUUGCCUGGAGGUUGCAAUAGGCAAGUAACUCAAACAAAUAAGCUUAUCUGCUCAGAUCAGAUGACACUUGAAGGCAAGGUUGUUGGUCCAAAUUCAGUGACUGUUCAUGCCCACAAUCUGCCUCAGCACCCUCAACUGUCAACUUUUCCUGUCAAAGUAAAGAUUGAACAUUUGGAUAACAACCUAGUAAGUUCACAAAGCAAUUGUAUACAUGGUUCUGCUAGUGAAGAUAAGCAAUUAGCUAAGGUCAAUAGUGAAAUUCAUGGGGAAUUCGGAACUGAUGAUUAUGAUCACAUUGGGUUGAAAGAGAAGCAAAGGAUGCUCUUAUCAAGGAACCCUGUUGGAAUGGCUGCAGAAAUGGAUGCUUCAAACCUUUCAGAGAGUGUACCUCUGGGGAGCUUUUACCUUAUGAAGAAUAAUAAUCAGCUUGGUGCUGGAGUUGGAAGUGACAAGAGUGGUUCUGUUGACAGACAAUCAUCAGUAGGUGGAAAUUAUUCUGAUAGCAUUCCUCAAACAAAAGCUUCCAAAAUUCAUGCAAUUUCAAGAUUUAAUUCUUCUGGUGGUUCUAUCAUUGGGGUAUCUUGCACAAUCCCUCAAUGUUCACCAAAGGCCAGCAACUGCAGAGAGAGCCAUCCAAAUAAACCUACCCAUGUUCUGGGGGUUCAUGAAAGUAACAACGUAUGCUCAACUCAAAUGUCUUCCACAGAGUUCAAAUCACUUGUUGGAGAAAAGGAGCUUGUGCCUGUUAACAACAGGGUGCUUAGUUCAACCUCUCUGAUCCCUCUAGGCAAAGUAAAGGUUGAGGAGUUGGGGAGUAACUUACAAGUCUCAUGCAAGAAUGUUUCUGGUAGUCAUUCAAAUGUUAACAUGCUAGUAGUGAAGAGUGAAUUGGAAAUGUAUGAUGGAAUUUAUGAUCAGUUAGACCAUAUGCCACUUCGAGAACGGAUGGAGUUCCUCGUCUCAAGAAAGUUUCCUAAGUUAGAUUGCCCCAGAAACUUGAAACACUCACGGAAAGAUAUGCCUAAUCUAGGAAAUCAACCUCCUGCUUCGGAAAAUACUGAAUCUGGAGGCAUCAACCGUCGACGAAAAAGGAAAAAGACUGCCACGGACUCGGUUGAAACAGCACUAGAAGAAGAUGCUCCUGGGCUUCUUCAGGUGUUAGUUGACAGAGGGGUAACGGUUGAUGAAAUUAAGCUGUAUGGGAACAUGGACGAGGAAGAUGCCUUGGAUGAUUCACUGAGUGAAGACAGCUUUGUGGAGCUUGAAGCUGUGAUUUCUAAGAUUUUUUCUGAGCGCUCCUCUCUAUUGAAGUUUGCUCCAAUGCGUUGCACAAGGGGAUCCAAAGUUAGUUAUUGUUUGGCCUGUUUAGUAUCACUCGUGGAGCAGACACGUUAUUUACAGUUCAGAAAAUGGCCUGUUGAAUGGGGAUGGUGCAGGGACCUCCAAUCUUUUAUUUUUGUUUUUGAAAGACACAACAGAAUAGUUCUGGAGCGCCCUGAAUAUGGUUAUGCAACAUAUUUCUUUGAGCUAGUAAAGUCAUUGCCCAUUGACUGGCAGAUUAAACGGUUGGUGACUACCAUGAAGCUUGCUAACUUUAGCAGGAUUACCCUUAUUGAGAACAAAUCACUGCUGGUUGGAGAAGAUCUGGCUGAGAGUGAAGCAAAGGUUUUAGAAGAAUACGGUUGGACACCAAACACUGGAUUAGGUUCUAUGCUCAACUACUGUGAUCGAGUCUAUCAUGACAGGAAAAAUGAGAAAGAUGGUUCAGAGUGGAGGUCAAAAAUUGGGAAAUUGCUGAUGAAUGGCUAUAAUGGGGGGAACAUUGUGUUGACUAAUCUCCCCAAAAAGGUCAUAGGGUACAAGGGCAUUCAAAAUACACAAAUGAUAGGAUACAGUGACGCACAAAGCACACAAACUAUUGAAUACCCACAAAUCAAAUUGGAGCUUUAAUUUUUUGAUGAGUAAAUUGGAGCAUUAACUUGCAUUCUCUCUUCAUAGCUUGUAAAUACCCGCUGACAAGUAAUAUUCCCCUUGCUUGAGGAAGCUACAUUCAAUUGGCCUUUCAAAUUUGGAUACGAGCAGGCGUUAUCGAGUUGGGGAGUCAGUGGUUGAGUUGAAUGUCAAUCCUUCUUGAACUUGUCCCAUCUAACUGUACUUAUGAGGUGCCAGUUUGUGCCACCUGAAUUUUUUCUGAAAUUGGAAUUUGUGGGUAACAAUAUGCUUGAGCAGUUGACCACAAAUUGGCCUUCAGGAGUGACAGGCUUCUCGGAUCUGAUUGCAGUCGCUACAAAGUUUUAGUUGCUGCUCAAACUAGCUUCUGUUUAAGCUUAAAAGGCCAUAUUUUCUCUGUACAAAUCUUUAUAAUUUACAUCAUGUAUAUAUGAGCCAUUCGCUAAUCAAGGAAGGAUAUGCAUAUGCACAUUUUGUAUUUUCUUGUGAUGUCGAUGUUUGAUAUUUUCCUCUUACGAGAUGUUCAAGGCCAUCAAUCUAUCCUGUAUUUCUUUGU
This is a messenger RNA of Nelumbo nucifera (sacred lotus), 4568 nucleotides long. RefSeq lists its product as uncharacterized. The record is from RefSeq and is a predicted model, not a curated record. Lineage: Eukaryota; Viridiplantae; Streptophyta; Magnoliopsida; Proteales; Nelumbonaceae.